AUGCCGAAGGACAAAGUGUUCGGCAUCGCGCCGCAGGGAGUGCGGAAGGUGGUCAUUGCCACGAACAUCGCAGAGACUUCCGUGACGAUCGACGGAAUCCGGUUUGUCAUCGACAGUGGCAAGAUGCGAGGACCCGACAAGGGUAUUUCAGAGACUGACACGGCUACCUCAGAUGGACAGCACAGUUUGAUAUCCUACACCUGGUUCCGGCUCGAGGCUACAUAG
This is a messenger RNA of Symbiodinium sp. CCMP2456, 225 nucleotides long. The record is from the annotation of a GenBank genome assembly. Lineage: Eukaryota; Dinophyceae; Suessiales; Symbiodiniaceae.